Messenger RNA from Grammomys surdaster, 2067 nucleotides. It is a transcript of the gene Bmx, whose product is annotated as BMX non-receptor tyrosine kinase. The transcript has 19 exons. The coding region runs from base 103 to 2067 and encodes 654 amino acids. The record is from RefSeq and is a predicted model, not a curated record. Gene Ontology annotation, biological process: adaptive immune response; peptidyl-tyrosine autophosphorylation; B cell receptor signaling pathway. NCBI's taxonomy places the organism in Eukaryota, Metazoa, Chordata, Mammalia, Rodentia, Muridae. Gene Ontology annotation, molecular function: ATP binding; non-membrane spanning protein tyrosine kinase activity.
UGUGACACAAUUCACUGCUGCUGGAGAGAGAACAGCCCGAGGUUGAGUUCUUGCAGGAGCAGCUUCACCGUGGUGGACCCCAGGGAGACAGAACUAGCCCAAAUGGACGACACUAUGGAUAGUAAAUCCAUUCUGGAAGAACUGCUUCUCAAAAGGUCACAGCAAAAGAAGAAAAUGUCACCAAAUAAUUACAAGGAGCGGCUUUUUGUUCUAACCAAAGCAAGCCUUUCCUACUAUGAAUACGACAAAAUGAAAAGAGGAAGCAGGAAAGGAUCAAUAGAAAUUAAGAAAAUCAGAUGUGUGGAAAAAGUCAACCUUGAGGAACAGACACCUGUGGAGAGGCAAUACCCAUUUCAGAUUGUGUACAAAGAUGGACUUCUUUAUGUCUAUGCAUCAAAUGAAGAGAGCCGAUGUCAGUGGUUGAAAGCACUGCAAAAAGAGAUACGGGGCAACCCCCAUCUGUUGAUCAAGUAUCACAGUGGAUUCUUUGUGGAUGGGAAGUUCCUGUGUUGCCAGCAGAGCUGCAAAGCAGCCCCGGGAUGCACUCUCUGGGAAGCAUAUGCUGAUCUGCACAUUGAAAUCAGUGAUGAGAAACACAGAGCUCCCACUUUUCCAGAGAGGGUACUGAAGAUUCCAAGGGCAGUUCCUGUUCUCAAAAUGGAUGCAGCAUCUUCAAGUGCCAUUCCACCUCAAUAUGACAGCCACUCAAAAAGCUAUGGUUCCCAGCCUACCAUCAACAUACGCUAUAUUCCAAGGGAAGACUGCCCUGACUGGUGGCAAGUAAGAAAACUGAAAAGUGAGGAAGACUUUGCCCGCAGUAACCAAUUGGAAAGAAAUAUUGUAUCUCACAGCACCUCAAAGAUGCCAUGGGGAUUCCCCGAGUCAAGUUCAUCUGAAGAAGAGGAAAAUCUGGAUGCUUAUGACUGGUUUGCUGGGAAUAUCUCCAGGUCACAGUCUGAGCAGCUACUGAGACAAAAGGGAAAAGAAGGAGCAUUUAUGGUUAGAAAUUCCAGCCAGAUGGGAAUGUACACAGUGUCCUUAUUUAGUAAGGCUGUAAAUGAUAAAAAGGGAACUGUCAAGCAUUACCACGUGCAUACCAAUGCUGAAAAUAGAUUAUACCUGGCCGAAAACUACUGCUUUGAUUCCAUUCCAAAGCUCAUUCACUAUCACCAACAUAAUUCAGCAGGCAUGAUCACACGGCUCCGCCACCCAGUGUCAACCAAGACCAACAAGGUCCCAGUGUCUGUGGCUUUGGGAAGUGGAAUUUGGGAACUGAAAAGAGAAGAGAUUACCUUGUUGAAGGAGCUGGGCAGUGGUCAGUUUGGAGUGGUCCAGCUGGGCAAGUGGAAGGGGCAGUACGAUGUGGCUGUAAAGAUGAUCAAGGAGGGUUCCAUGUCAGAAGAUGAAUUCUUUCAGGAGGCCCAGACCAUGAUGAAACUCAGCCAUCCCAAGCUGGUGAAAUUCUAUGGAAUAUGCUCAAAGAAAUACCCCAUCUAUAUAGUAACUGAGUAUAUAACGAAUGGUUGCCUGCUUAAUUACCUGAAGAGUCAUGGAAAAGGACUAGAAAGCUCCCAGCUCUUAGAAAUGUGCUAUGAUGUCUGUGAAGGCAUGGCCUUCUUGGAGAGCCAUCAGUUCAUACAUCGGGAUUUGGCUGCUCGGAACUGUUUGGUGGACAGUGAUCUCUCUGUGAAAGUCUCAGAUUUCGGAAUGACGAGAUAUGUCCUUGAUGACCAGUAUGUCAGUUCAGUAGGAACCAAGUUUCCAGUCAAGUGGUCGGCCCCAGAGGUGUUUCACUACUUCAAAUACAGCAGCAAGUCGGACGUAUGGGCGUUUGGAAUCCUGAUGUGGGAGGUGUUUAGUCUGGGGAAGCAGCCCUAUGACUUAUAUGAUAACUCUGAGGUGGUUGUGAAAGUCUCUCAGGGCCACAGACUCUACCGGCCCCAACUGGCAUCAGACACUAUCUACCAGAUCAUGUACAGCUGCUGGCAUGAGCUUCCAGAAAAGCGCCCCACGUUUCAGCAACUCCUAUCUGCCAUAGAACCGCUUCGGGAGCAAGAUAAACCAUGA